UUUCUAUAGCUGUCUACAUGAGGGUUUAUAUUGUAGCCAUUGUUGUCAUCUGGAGUCACAUGUAAACAUCAAUCAGUCUUCAAGUAGACCGGGCGGCUUCAGUUGCAAACGUUGGAGUACAGUGGUUACGUUACAGUCAGGAGUUUUCAGCUCUGAUUUCUGCCAUGUGUUAGCGUAUUCGUGUGUACAACGUUUUCAUUCAUAGUUUGUUUUUCAACAUAAUACCACUGACAAUGUUUCGGAGUUUCCGUCGCAAGCGUAAAGCCCGUUAUCUGGAUGAACAAGAAAAAGCAAGUGCACAGAUCUACACGGAUUGGGCCAACCAUUACUUGGAGAGAGCCGGAUUUAAAAAGCUUAUAGGAGAUCUGCAGCUUGAUAUCCAUGAUGGAGUAAUCCUAGCCAAUGUUAUUGAAGCAGUCACAAAUGAAAAAGUACAAAAUGUAAAAUGCAAUCCACGGAAUGAAAAUCACAAGCUUGAAAAUCUUGAAGCAUGUUUGGGAUGCCUGUCAGCUAAGGGAGUCAAUACGCAGGGAUUGCUUGCAAGAGGUAUGACGCAAAACCCCCACCAUUCCUCAGGUACUGCUCAUCAUCAGCAAUUGUCCAAUGGUGGGGUCUCAAACAUUCCACAUCCAAGUGCCAAAACUGCCAAAACUACCACUGCCAGUAAGAGUAAGGUAGCAACAGACAAACAAACAUUGAGUGCUUCCCAGAAGCCCACAGCCAAUGGCAAGAACUCUAUGCUUGGUCGGUUGUUUGGUGGAUCGAAUGCAAAAGAGCGAUCAACAUCAAAAGAUAGAACAACUGCUCCCGUGCAGAGAGAUCGGGGUGUCGUCAAAGAUCGGGGUACUGUGCGUGACAGAACUACAAGUAGAGAUCGUCCUCGAUAUGGGACACGUUCGUCUGAAAGCAGCACAAGUAUAGGAACAGUUUCAAGCAGUACAUCUGGACAGAGUACUUCCACAACGGGUAGUUCCCGGUCAGCUGUAAGCUCCUCUACUAUCACAUCCACAUCCACUGCGACCUCAGCAAGCUCCGAGAGUCCAAAAACUGGUUUGAAAGCGAUGCAAAGGACAUUGGGUAAAGCUUUAAACACUGCAAGAAAAGGAUCUCCAAAAACUCAGAGGAAAGAACUUGGUGUUAGAACUGAUCCUAAAAAAGUUGCUGGGAGGGCAAGUCGAAGUAGCAGUGUUGUACGUGGUGACGACAACCGUCACGAAUUGGAAGCCAAGAGUAAUGAAAUCAAUAGAAACCGAGAACGAGAAGAAGCGAGGCGAACUGGUUCAUCUGAGCCAAGUUCUAGUCCGGCGGCUACCAAGAAAACUAACAAAGCAGCAGGAUCUGCUUCGAAAGGUGGGAAGAACCUUAACGUUGCAAAAGGGAAAGUGCAAAAUACGAGUGGAAUUCCUCAGCCUAAAGCAUCAGGAAAUAAAAACGAUUCAAAAACUAAAGCCAAUAAAGAGUAUGACAAAAAUGGGAAGGAGUUACCAAAGACACCCACUCGGGGAGGUUUAUAUGGAACAUAUCCCGGACCAGCACGGCAACGAACGCUUUCCCCAAAACCUGGACAGAAUGCCAGUACUCAGGAUUCAAAAAAUGUUCAUCAAGAGAACAGGAACUCCUCACAGAGUUCAAAAAUGACAAAAAAUCAUCCGCAUAAUUCGGUUACAAAUAACGGGCCCCUUAGUUAUAUUAACAGUAUCAAGAACACAAGUGAUUUGAGUUUGAGUAAUCAUUCUUUUAGUACAGAUUCUACUGCCAGUACGCCCGGGACGAUGUCAUCGGGAAAUAGCUAUUCUUCAGAUAGUAGCGUAAUAUACCGUCCACAGAAUGAGGAGGUUAUGACCACAUACGACAAAGAUAACAAAGCUGUAACAACGUUCGGGACGCCCGAACAGCAACGGGCAGCAAGGAGCAUUUCUGAGCUUCGCCAAAAUCUAGAUGCAACUUUACAGAAUUUACGAUCAGUUAGUCCAAGUCCAAGCAUUCGUAGUACUGUAGAAACAACUUUUGAUAAUGAUAAUGUAGUAACGCAACAGAUGCAUCAUCAUCCAAGCCCAAAUUCCUCCGUAGAUACAAGCCUCAAUUCUGGAGAAGGGAUGAGGCAGCCAAUGUCAUAUUUACGUAACUUUACCCCAACAUCAAUGCUGAGUAAUUCUAUGCAAUCUCCUUUAAGAUCAUUCGGUGAAGGCGGCCCUCUAUCAACUGGAUUUGGAUCACGAGCCGGUUUAAAUCGGUUUAUUCCAACUCCAUCUUCGACUAGAAUGUAUAGCACGAAUUCGUUACGUAGGACAAUCUCAAGCAGGAGUCAUCUGACUGAAAUGAACACAGAUCCUUCGCAAAUAAUGGACGACAUCUCUGAUCCCGUGAAUGAGGACAUCGCCAGCGGAUACGUCAGUGAUGGUGACAUUCUGAGUAGAAAUGCGCAACUGGAUGAGAUAGCCAGUGGUUACAUGAGUGAAGGAGGCGGUCUGCUGUACAACAAACGAAUUCCCGCAAGAUACCGUGAUGGCAUGGCGGCAGUUAGAGAAUGUAUGUCAAAGACGCUGUCGUUGCCAGAUUCAGACAGGUAG
Messenger RNA from Saccoglossus kowalevskii, 2570 nucleotides. Its product is annotated as neuron navigator 2-like. Gene Ontology annotation, molecular function: protein binding; ATP hydrolysis activity; ATP binding. NCBI's taxonomy places the organism in Eukaryota, Metazoa, Hemichordata, Enteropneusta, Harrimaniidae. Gene Ontology annotation, biological process: neurogenesis; nervous system development. The record is from RefSeq and is a predicted model, not a curated record.